Fraxinus pennsylvanica is the source of this 927-nucleotide messenger RNA. The record is from the annotation of a GenBank genome assembly. NCBI's taxonomy places the organism in Eukaryota, Viridiplantae, Streptophyta, Magnoliopsida, Lamiales, Oleaceae.
AUGGCGGCAAAACCCUCGUCCACCACCCGCUCAAAGCGAAAAAAGAAGCAAUUGCCUCUGGACUCGAAGAGAACUAAAAUUAGUAAAACCAAAUCCAAGGACAAGAAGAAGAAGAAUUCCGUUGGGAAUACGUUAAUUGAUAGCACAAAAAUCCGUGAAAAGAAGAACGUAAUUGAAAGCACAGAAGCAGCAGAAAACGAUGGAAACUAUGGCGUUCAACUGGCGACGGCUUCUCUGCAACUGAGAUUUUUUGUUCACCAGUAUCAAUCUACCAAUGGCGUUCAGCUUUCGUCUCUCGAAAUUGAAUCCCUCAAAGACAAAUGCAUCCUUGAUCUAUGUGAGGGUCCUGCUCAGAAUAUUAACAAUUUGGGUCAGUAUAUCAAGGUUGCUUUUGGGCCAUCAUGGAAAGAACUGCUUUGUGAAAAACAUCUUCAAGAAGGGAAAGUUGAUCCUGGAAAUCCUGCAGUUCUUGUAAUAAGUCUAUCUGCCCUGAGGUCACUGGAACUUCUCAGGGAAUUGAGGCCUUUUACAAAAGAAUGUCAUGCUGCAAAGUUAUUCUCUAAGCAUAUGAAGAUUGAGGAGCAGGUGUCCCUCUUAAAGAAUCGUGUCAAUAUUGCUUGUGGAACUCCAAGCAGGAUUAAGAAACUAAUCGAUAUGGAAGCACUGUGCCUAUCUCGAUUAGCAGUGAUUGUGCUCGACAUGCACACAGAUGUUAAGGGCUAUUCCUUGUUCACACUUCCUCAAGUCAGAGACGAGUUCUGGGACUUGUAUAAAAGCCAUUUUCAUCAUCGGCUGCUUGAAGCGCACCAUAUCACGAUAACGCAUCUGGCCGUUGCUUCCAGAGAAACGUCGCUGCCACCAGAUCUUGCAAUACUUAAGAAGCAAUGCAGCGGCGAUGGGCGCGAUAUGUGGACGAGCGAUUUGUGA